Messenger RNA from Myxozyma melibiosi, 3084 nucleotides. RefSeq names its product Nup93/Nic96-domain-containing protein. Gene Ontology annotation, biological process: poly(A)+ mRNA export from nucleus; protein import into nucleus. The coding region runs from base 1 to 3084 and encodes 1027 amino acids. The record is from RefSeq and is a predicted model, not a curated record. Gene Ontology annotation, molecular function: structural constituent of nuclear pore. Gene Ontology annotation, cellular component: nuclear pore. Lineage: Eukaryota; Fungi; Ascomycota; Lipomycetes; Lipomycetales; Lipomycetaceae. The transcript has 3 exons.
AUGGCUGCAGUAGCCCAACCACAACUUUCACUAGCAUCAUCAACAACCACGUCAUCAAAGCCGAUGACGACAAACUUGACAACCGCAGCAUCGUCUGCUGCGACGAUCCUGCUGCCGCCCGCGGCAUCGCUGCUCGAUCAACUACUUGAAAACACAAAGUCGCUUCCGCGGAACGUGACGGGGCUCGGCGCGAUCCAGCUCGGGAUUAGCGAGAUCGCAGGCAAGGCGCGGAGUCUACGGUCGCGAGCGCCGGUGUCGGCGGACGGGGACACAAAGGCGCAUUAUCUGCUUGCGGGAUCGGGGAUCAAUGCUGAGGACAUCGCGCAGGAUCUCGAGACGAUCAGCUUUCACACUACGUUUGAGUCUGGUGGGAACGCUGGCGGGGCAGGCAGCGGUGGCGGUAGCGGUAGCGGAGGCGUGAGUGGUGGGAGCGGGUACUCGUCUGCAGCGGCGGUCGACAGCGAUAUUGUCUCAUACCUGCGGCAGAAGCGCGAGGAGAGCAUCGUGGCCUCGAUCGAGGACUCUGUGCGGCAGACAAACAGGAAGUUCGACGCGUUCGUGUCGGCGAAUAUCAGGCUUCAGUGGAACUACGAAAAGCUGCUGGUCUGCGAGCAUUUUGGCCUGGUGCCCCGCGGAACGGCAGGUAAACUUGCCGCCGAGCUCGGGAUCUCGACAACCGGUGGCUCUGCUGCUGCUGCGUCAUAUGACGCGUCGGUCGCGGCGAGCGAGGGCGGCGUGUCUCUGUCUGGAGAGUCUGCGCAGAGACGGGCGAGUAAGGCGCAAGCGUUGGGACCUGGUGCUGCUGGCGGAUGGAAAAAGUCGUCGCUGGGUCGGAGCGUGCUUGGUCCUAUCUCGGGCUCGCUCGAUUUCGCCGACGUCGGAGGCGUGGAUUACCAGCAACAAGCACAGCAGACGUCGACGCAGAAACAGCAGCCGCAGCAGUCGCAGCAAGCAGGCGUGAUGCAUCAGAUGCGACAGAUCCGGUACGCGUACGUCGUCCAUGAACUCAACGACGCCAGACUUGCCAAACAGACUUAUCCGCUUUUGCGCGCGUUCAAGGAAGUGGUCGCUAGCCUUGGCUCGGAUACACGGUCACUCCAACUUCGCGAUUCAUGGGGUAUCCUCGAGAACCUUGUUCCGGCCGAUCGGGGCGAGCGGUCUUUUGUGAGGAUGUACUGCAACCAGUCGGCGUCGUCGGCGACCUCGGUCGAGACGGUGCAGAUGAAGCAGCUGAUUGCGCGGAGCUCGAGACAGUUUUUGGAGAAGCAGUUUUUGGAGACUGUCGAGGCUGAUAUCUCAAAGUAUCCGCUUGAGGCCGAGCUCGGUGGUGUGCCGUCGGUUAUCAAUAAGAUUCUUGCGUAUGUGAAGCUACGGUUUGCAAAGAACGGGCAGUGGGUUGCCCAGAAUCUCGAGAUUAUUAACAACGUUCCUAUCUGGGCGUUGCUGUAUUAUCUCAUCCGAUCUGGUCUGGUGGAGGAGGCAGUGCAGUAUACGAUCGAAAACGACAACUACUUUCAAAAGAUUGAGCGCACGUUCCCGACAUAUCUGAAAGCCUACGCGCGAUCGGAAGACAACGAACUGCCGCGCGAGCUUGCGGAGCGUCUGCAGUCUGAGUUUAACCACCAUAUUCGCAACUACGAUCCCAAGUCGGACGACCCGUUCAAGUACUCGCUCUACAAACUGCUGGGCCGGUGCGAGCUCAAUCGGAAGCAUAUCCCCGAAGUGCUGCGGGUGACGGAGGAUUGGAUGUGGGCACAGUUGAUGCUGGUGCGCGACUCUGUUGCCGCAGCGGGGGAUGUGUUUGGCGCGGGCAACAGUGCGUCGGCGGUAGGCGGGGCGUCUGAGCGGUACAACCUGGAGGAUUUGCAGAAUAUGCUGGUGCAGCUGGGAGCGCGGCAUUUCAACUCGCGGGGCACGAAUCCGAUGCUUUACUUCCAGCUUUUGCUGCUGAGCGGGCAGUACGAGCGCGCGGUGCACUAUGUGUACAAGCUGCAGCCGGUUGACGCGGUUCACUUUGCGAUUGCGUUGACGUACUAUGGACUGCUGCGACCGGCGCUAGAGGAAUCAGCAGCGUUCGAUGCCGAUCUCUUGAUUUUGAAUAGCAAGAGCCAGCAGCCCGAGAUCAAUUUUGCGAGAUUGAUUGGGUACUAUACGCGUGAUUUCAGACGUACGGAUGCUAGCUACGCGUUUGAUUAUCUGGCGCUGCUGUGCCUGAAUGGCGAUCUAAGGGGAAGCGAGGAUAGUUCAGUGGCAGGCCGGAAUAAGAAGAGGUCAGCGAUCGAGGAGGAGACACCGUAUCUGCGAUUGUGCCAUGAGGCGAUUCGGGAGAUGGUGUUGGAGACGCGGGAGUUUGCGGUCUUGCUCGGAGAUAUUCGGGCAGAUGGCGCGCGCGAGGCGGGAAUAAUUGAGCAGAAGAUGGCGCUGAUUAAUAUUGAGGACGAGGAGCAUUUUCUGCGGACGAUUACGGAGCAAGCAGCCGAACAGGCGGACCAGGACGGACGUGUGACGGAUGCGAUUUUGCUCUAUCACUUGAGUGAGGAGUAUGAUCGGGUGCUGUCGAUAAUAAACAAGACGCUUGGCGAGUCGCUUGCGAUUGCCGACCUAGGCACGACGUCUGAGGGAGGAGAUGAGAAUGCGCUGGGCGGAGUGAGCAUGUCGCUUGCGGGUAAGGAGAACCCGGUGCAGCUUGCGCGGGAGGUGAUUUCUGUGUACGAGAGCAAUGGGGAGAUUGUGCGCAAGCUGUCGCCGCGGAACCGGGAGGCAUGCGGGAUGCUGCUGCAGAUCAUGGACGCGCGAAGGGCGUACGAGAGCGGGCAGUGGGAGACGUGCCUGGGGUAUAUUUCGGGGAUGAGGGUGCUUCCGCUCGAACUGGACAACGACACUGGCGGAAUUAGGCGGCGAGCGCAGAAGUUUAGCGAGUUGAAUGAGAACGUUGCGCGGAACGUGCCGAUGUUGCUUGUGAUUGCGAUGGAAUGCUGUGUGAGGAUCACGCGGGAGAUGGAUAGUAGCGCAUUUGGAGAUGCUACGCGCAGCAAGGGGGAUAUCGGAAGAAGAAAGGAGGAGGAGAUUAGAGUUGGCAAAUGA